AUGGGUUGGAAUUGCUUUGGAGUUGUGCAAUCCUACAAAAACAAUAGAAAGACUCAAGUCCAAGAGUUCACAACCAACAAUGUGAGGCUUUUUUCCUAUAACUCAUUGAGAUCAGCCACAGGUCACUUCCAUCCAUCUAACAAAAUAGGAGGCGGUGGUUUUGGAGUUGUUUAUAAGGGAGUUUUAAGAGAUGGAACUUGUAUUGCCAUUAAAUGUCUCUCUGCUGAAUCAAAACAAGGUACUAAAGAAUUCCUGACAGAGAUUAAUAUGAUUUCAAAUACCCAACAUCCAAAUCUUGUUCAGUUGAUUGGUUGUUGUGUUGAGAGUGGCAAUAGAAUGUUGAUAUAUGAAUAUUUGAAGAAUAACAGCCUUGCCAGUGCUUUACUAGGUUCUAAUGGUAAACGCGUUGCUCUGAACUGGCCUCAGAGAGUUGCUAUAUGUUUAGGUACAGCAUCUGGUUUAGCAUUUCUUCAUGAAGAAGCCUCACCAACGAUUGUUCAUCGAGAUAUUAAGGCUAGUAACAUCCUUAUAGAUGAAAACCUUCAUCCUAAAAUUGGAGAUUUUGGUCUGGCUAAGCUUUUUCCUGAAAAUGUCACUCAUCUAAGUACGCGAGUAGCAGGAACAAUGUGA
Messenger RNA from Solanum lycopersicum (tomato), 630 nucleotides. Its product is annotated as putative serine/threonine-protein kinase. Gene Ontology annotation, biological process: protein phosphorylation. Lineage: Eukaryota; Viridiplantae; Streptophyta; Magnoliopsida; Solanales; Solanaceae. The record is from RefSeq and is a predicted model, not a curated record. Gene Ontology annotation, molecular function: protein serine/threonine kinase activity; ATP binding.